Messenger RNA from Megalopta genalis, 3538 nucleotides. RefSeq names its product Helix loop helix protein 3B (gene HLH3B). Gene Ontology annotation, biological process: regulation of transcription by RNA polymerase II. The record is from RefSeq and is a predicted model, not a curated record. Gene Ontology annotation, molecular function: protein dimerization activity; RNA polymerase II cis-regulatory region sequence-specific DNA binding; DNA-binding transcription factor activity, RNA polymerase II-specific. Lineage: Eukaryota; Metazoa; Arthropoda; Insecta; Hymenoptera; Halictidae.
GGAGUCGUCGGUCGGUUUAACGCCAGCUACAAUCGUAACCCGGACGAAUCUGUCAGUAAAGUGGCUCUUCGGCGGUCGUGACACCCGAAACUUGCGUUUAAUAUUUUUGCCGGUCGUGAAUGGUGCGCGAUUGUGAACCGAACUUACACGUGAAUAAUGUCGAUGUUGACGUACAACGGCUGUUCCGGUGGAACCGUGGACACAGAGAACGGUUCACCAGCCGAGUCUUUGCUCUCUGCCGAAGGAGAACUUGCCGAAGAGGUCGGGGAUUCACCAGAAACACCCAGAGACACUGAAGAGGAGGCGACAUUGUCCGAUGAAUUUUACUCGCACGACACCGACGAAGAAGACGAUCAAGGGAAGAAGCGACGGGAUCGGACUAACUCCCUAGACGGUAUUUCGCCCACGGGAGGUAGUCAUCUUGGAUCGCCGACGCUUCGUGUCGGAACCUUAGGCGUUCGAAAAUUAUUUACAAACAGUAGAGAACGUUGGAGACAGCAAAAUGUCAGCGGCGCUUUCGCCGAACUUCGAAAAUUGGUGCCUACCCAUCCUCCGGACAAGAAGCUGUCUAAAAAUGAGAUUUUACGAUUGGCGAUACGGUAUAUAAGGCUGUUGAGCAAUGUCCUUGAAUGGCAAAAAGCGCAGGACCGUAACGAGAUCACUCAACACGAGGUGCGAAUUAAGUGUGAGCCAGCGUUCAAUGCCCAAAACUCGACAGCCUACACCAGCAAACCGUCGGUGACUUUCCUGAAGCAAGAGAAGCACGCCGCCGAAAACCACAACACCUACAGAACGAACUUUCCCGUGCAAAAACAAGUACAACACCCGGUGUCACAUAUUACGUGCGACAAAAACGGCAACAACCUGCUAAUGAUCGCACCCGGUGGUCACAACAUCACCACCACGGUAAAUAGAAGGAGCGCGACACCUUCGACCAUCGGCCAGAACAAUUUCUCACCUGGUCCGCUGACGAAUGGAAGCCUGAUCCGGCCACCACGACCUACGGCAUUCCCGAAGUCGCCUCAAAUCGGCGUGCAAGCUAUGACCGGCCCUAACAUCUUGAACUGCUCCCAGAGCUCGCUCUUGAACAACAACAACAGCAGCAACAGCAGCAGCAGCAACAACAACAAUAACAACAACACCAACAACAUCAACAACAACAACAACGUCGUGGCCCCGGCGAACGUGUCGAGCUCAGAAGGUCCUCAGAAACUCCGUGGUCAGAAGAGGUUGAAGAUAGAGAUGGAGGACGAUGAACAGCCUGGUCAGGGAAGAGACUGCACUUUGCCUUCGUCUGGCCACAACAGCGCGGUUCGUAAAAGAGUGAAAGUUACCUUCGUCAAGGACUCGAAUCCGCCUUACCGUGGUGACUUCCGGAACCCCGACCGGAAGUAGAAGAGCCGGAAACGCGAACGUUGGAACAGCGGUGUCGGUCGUGACUAUUUUCUACGAAUAGGCGAUCGACGUUCUUGAAAGUAGUAAUGCUAAGCGCCGAUCUUGACUUCGGGGGGAUCAAGUUUUCGCGCUGAGAACGUUUGAAUGUGUUCGCCCUUUUUUCUUUUAAUAAGAAGGAUUACAACGUUUGUUUACGGUCAGAAUGUGUGUGUGGACAGAUAAAUUAUAAUAUAAACUAUAAUUAGUGAGCUUGUGCCAUAAAUGUGCUGGUCUUGGGAAAGCAACUUUGUUUAAUACAAUGCCGUAACGAAUAUGCGAAACGCAAUAGGUUUAAGAAGUAUUAAUAUUCAGAUAUGCAACGUCGCAGUUAUAAAUCGUCGUAGAGAGUCGACAGUGGUAACAGAGAGCAGAAAGAUGCAUUAUUUAUGUAAUGUUGUGCUGAAGAAGUAAUAUUUUGUUUCUUUCGAAGGUGUCCUUGCGGCGUAAAGAUUCGUUUCUGACGUACCUAACGAAGCUAAUUCAUUACACCAAAUUAAAUUCCGCAAGUAUACAGUGAUUACAGCUUGAAAACAUUUUUGAAAGUUGAUAACAAAAGAAGUUUUAAAAUAAACGACGGGUCCUUUUUAUUUGAUCAUUAACAUACCGCAACAGAAUGUUCUUUAAUUUUAAUUUCUCUGAAUUCAUGUACAGAAUUGACAUGAAAUCUGCUAUUUGAAUAGCUAACGUAAUAUUCUGACACAGAAAUGUUCAGGCGAAUUUUCUGCAUCUGUUUUAUUCGAUGAAAGUUGAUUUAUUGUUUAAACUAGAAAGUACAAAUGAUUCUUACCAUUUUUAUCGUAAGAUAUAGUGCAGAAUCCGGCACGAAUUAUCUGCUCUGGAAAUAUAAAACAGCGUCAGUACACGUAGUGGCAGAACGUUGAAACUGUUUACCAAAAUGAUUGACUGCUGGUAAUUCUGAGGGGUUUCGUAGUCUGGCAUCGAUGGCGCUAUUUGUUCAAGACCUCGGGAUUAAUUUAAUAGAUUUAAAUUAAUGAAUUUAAAUAUAUUAAAUAAAUUAAGAUUAAAAUUUAAUUUUUAUGGGUUUAUUAUCGUUACGUCAUCUGCAUCAAGCUAGAAAAUCGCCAGAAUUAUCAUCGGAGGAUGAUUUUGAUGAACAGCUCGAGUGAUUUUCCACGACGUGUCGCAAUCGGAACGCAAUUUUUUCAAAGAUUUGAAUUAGCAUAGAUUUCAACGACCUACUUAAAAAUAAUGCAUCUUGCUCACUGUAAUAAUUUCAUCGAAACACUUUGUUACGUAUCACAUGCAUCCUAUACCAUCGAUCAUGCGCAUCUUUUUGACUUUUGUAUUAUCUUUACCAUGUACUCCCAAAGAAAAAGAAUUACUGUCUUUUUUUUCUCGCGCUAUUCGAACCGACUUAAGGGAACAUAAUCAAGCAAUGCGUAGACUGCGGAUUUUAUGUAUUUAUGACAAAAAUUAAUUGAUGAAAUAUGAAAUAGUGAGAAGAUAGGAAGGAACAAAGAAUGUUGACGGACUAAUCUCAAUUUAUAAAGAACAAAAAUUCAAUUGAGAAAGAACAAAAAUUCCACUUGGCUCUCGUGUCUUGCAAUCGAUGCAGACAUUUUUUAUUUUGCAUAAAGAUCCGCAGUCUAGUAACGAACCCUGAAAUUCAUCGCUGUACCAAAAAAAAAGAUCGAAGUAUCAAUCCUUCAUUAAGCGAAGCCCAUAAUUAACGACGUUGCUCGUCGAGAAUCGAACAAUAGUCUUUCUCAAAGAAUAUUUUAUUAGUUAAACCGUGUUACAUCGUUUGUACAGUGUUAAUUGUACAAAUUAAUAUUCGUUUAUCGACACGUUUCGAGUACCUUGACCGAAAAAGUACUAAAACAUAUUUGUUAAAUCUCGCAAAAUACAUCGACACAUCCACCAUAAUUUCGCGACUACAUCACAUGCAAACAAUUCUUGGUCACCGGCGCGUACACAUCAAUAAAAUUCACACAUUGAUCGUGGAAGAAAGGGGUCGUUUGUGGGGGAGGGGUAGGAGUAGUGACCAUUCAACGAUUACACGUAACACUUUAUAUCGAUAUUUUCUUUCUACGAGCCGAAAUAAAUUCUGAUCGAAAUAAACGGAUGUUCCAUCGAACGUAAA